AUGAAAUUUUCACAAGCUACCCUUUUAGCUAUAUUAGCUUCCUCAGCCUUUGUUUCAGCUGCUCCAGCUCCAGCUAUCAUCUCUGAGCAAACUAUGGUCAAGAGAGAAGAUAUCAAUGAAGUAUUGGCUAUUUUAAGUGAACUCCAAAAUCACAAUGCAAAGAGAGAAUUUUUAUCAGGAGACGAGUUGAUUGAACACGAUAAAAGAAGCGAUUCCGUCUUGGGAGAUUUGAUCACUGCUUUAACCAAUUCUGGAAUUAUUGGUGACAUUUGGCACAUUUUAACCACCGAUGAAGCUAUUUCUUCUUCCAUUAAAGCUAUUAUUCAAUCAGCAAUUCAAACUGCUGUUGUUCAGGGUCCUGCUUUGAUUAAAGCUAUUUGGAACUCUGGUUUAUUGGGAUCAAUUUUCAAUAGUUUCUUAAAUGACGCUGACUUGAGAAACGCCUUUUUGAAUGUUGCUAAAUCAAUCUUUGGUACUGCUGUCAAUUUGAUUACUUCAUGGUUGAGCGGUUCCUCCUCAUCUUCAACAGCUGCAGCUACUCCUGCUACUACUGCAGCAAAGAGGGACGUUAUCCUUGAUGGAGAAUACAUGGACAAGAGAGACUUGGCUUCAAUCUUGUCGUUUAUUGUUACUCAAAUCAAAGAUUCAGGAAUUGUUUCUUCAUUGAUCAAUAAGGUUUUGGCUGAUCCACAAGCUACUAUUAACUUUUUGACUACUGCUUUCCAAACUGGUUUGGUUGUUGCCCAAGAAAUUUACGGAUGGGCCAAAUCAUCUGGAUUAUGGGAUUCUGCUUUAUCAUACAUUGAAGCAAAUGCCGGUACUUGGGCUGGUGCUAUUGCAUCAUUCUUGGGUAAUGCCUUGACAAAAGGUUUAGUUAGUGCAUCAGAAAUUGAUAAUGCUACUGGUUCAUCUGCUGCUUCAACUUCAACUGUUUCAACUAGAGAUGUCGCUGCUGCCGCUGCUCCAGCUUCCACAACUGCCAAGGCCGUCACUACCACUACCACAGCUGCCGUUACCGCUGCCGCUGCUGGAAACACAAAUGCUUUGGACUCGUUGAUUAACCAAUAUGGUACUGCCACAGCCACAGCACCUACCGUGGACACUGGAAAUUUAGCUAACAACUUGAACCAAUUGGUGGGAGCUGCUAACAGUGCCGCAGCUUCAUUAAAGAGAAGAAACUACUAA
Lodderomyces oxycetoniae is the source of this 1185-nucleotide messenger RNA. It is a transcript of the gene OP4, whose product is annotated as Op4p. The transcript has a single exon. The coding region runs from base 1 to 1185 and encodes 394 amino acids. The record is from RefSeq and is a predicted model, not a curated record. Lineage: Eukaryota; Fungi; Ascomycota; Pichiomycetes; Serinales; Debaryomycetaceae.